Molecule: messenger RNA, 3320 nt
Organism: Coturnix japonica (Japanese quail)
Lineage: Eukaryota; Metazoa; Chordata; Aves; Galliformes; Phasianidae
Source: RefSeq, a predicted model, not a curated record
ACACGGAUGCAGAGCCUGCAGCCUGACCCCAAGGCCCAGUACCGGAGUGUGUAUGAAGCCCUUAAAAAGAUGAUCCUGACUGAAGGUUUCUGGAGGCCUUUACGUGGUAUCAAUGUCACCAUGCUGGGGGCUGGCCCUGCCCAUGCCAUGUACUUCGCUUGCUAUGAGAAAAUGAAAAAGUCUCUCAGUGAUACCAUCCAACAUGGAGGAAACAGCCACUUGGCCAAUGGUAUAGCUGGGAGCGUGGCCACGUUGCUCCAUGAUGCAGUGAUGAAUCCAGCUGAAGUGGUGAAGCAGCGGAUGCAGAUGUUCAACUCCCCCUACAAAUCCGUCUGGCAGUGUGUGAGGACAGUGCAGAAAACGGAAGGCUUUGGUGCCUUCUACCGCAGCUACACCACCCAGCUCACCAUGAACAUCCCCUUCCAGGCCAUCCACUUCAUCACCUACGAGUUCAUGCAGGAGAGGGUGAACCCACGCAGGGAGUACCACCCGCUAUCCCACGUCUGCUCGGGGGCCGUAGCGGGGGCUGUGGCUGCUGCUGCCACCACCCCAUUGGACGUCUGCAAGACCUUGCUCAACACCCAAGAAAACACAGCGUUGAGUUCACUUAACAUCACUGGGCACCUCUCAGGCAUGGCCAAUGCCUUUAGGACUGUCUAUCAGCUGGGGGGCAUCGCGGGGUAUUUCCGAGGGGUACAAGCACGUGUCAUCUACCAGAUCCCUUCAACAGCCAUCGCGUGGUCGGUGUAUGAGUUCUUUAAGUACUUUCUCACAAAGCACAAGCUGGAAAAGAGAACAUCCCUUUGAAGGACGUAAUAUGCCCUCUACAUGUGCCACUAACACACCAGGUCCUUGGGGAAGAUAGGGGGGAUCACAGCUGACACCACUUUCCUGUGGUCCUCAGCCACGUGUUCCCCUCGUUGCUUAAACAAUAGUUUAUGAAAUACUUAUAAUAAUAUAUAUAUUUAAUAACUUUAUUUUGGAGAGCCGAAAUAAUUGAUUUUUUUUUUCUCUAAGCUUGAAGUUGUAGUUUACUCCUUACCAGAAAUCCUAGGUUAUAUAACCUAGGCUGUUUGUUUGGUUUUUUUUUACAGCAGAAUACCCUAUCAUAGAACUUUUAUAUAAAAUAUUAAAUAGUUGGAUAAUGUUUAUCCUUUAUUUUUCUAUAUAGGUAUUUGUUUUUGGGGUGUUUGUUUGUUAUUUUUAAUACAACUACAGCUAGAUGCUGAGCUGCUUAAAAAGGGCUAAAUUCUUCCCUCACGUGCAAGGAAGACAUGAAAGCAUUUAUUUUUAUAGCCAGAUUGGCUUUAAUUACACAGCAUUUAGUCCCCAGGCAGUGGUAUUAUAUGAGUGUUGAGGGACUUAGGAAACCCUGGAGUCUUUCUGGGGGCUGGGGGAGAAGGAAUGGGGACACCCCUAUGGGAGACUGAAGGACACCAGGAGGGGCACCCCACAAAAUACCUUGGGAUGGGGAAAAAAAAAGCCAAUUUUUUUUAACAAGGAGACUCUUAAAGAUGUAGAAUUUAAAGGAAGAGUAUUUUUCAGACGCUUUUCUAAUGGUACAUUUUUAUGGUGUGUGAUAGCUGGAACUGGCUUUGCUCCUCCUCUCUUAACUUAUUUGUAUGUUUCUAUCACUGAAGCCCUGAUUCUGCUCAAAGGAGGGUGGCUUUGGAUUUGCUGCUGCAGAAUGCUGGGGUUUGUGUUCAGCAAUGUUAUGCCUGCUCUGAAGGGGAUCUGCCUUAUUGCUCCUGCUGGGAAUGGCUCUUCCCAACACAUCCUUUGUAGAAAUGCUCAUUAUUGGAGUAAGACCCUUGUAUGGGGGUAGAGAGCCCCCAGAUUCCCCCUUUGAGAGGACAGGUCUACUCCAGUUGGCUUCUCAACUUGGUGUCUUGCCUUGCAGAGAGUGGGGCUUUUUUUUAGUGCUGUCCUUUGGGUCGUUUUUGAUGACAAAUUUGAUUGAUUUUGGGGUUUGGAGGACACCAUUUGUCAGGUCUUGAUUGUACAUGGGGAAACCUUGAUUGUUUAUGGAGCUCACCCUGCUGUGAGCAGCUGAUGAUUGGGGCUGGUCCCAUCCCCUCACCACUGUGACACUGGCAGCUUCUGCUCUGCCAUGGGUGUAUCUUCAGAUACAUUUGGACUGGCAAACAUCAGCCAGGAUGACACUAAACAGAGCCAAACCUUCCGCUCCGUUAUUUGGAGAAGCUGGGCGGUGCUGCAUGUGCCUUGUGUAAUUACAAUUAGCUCUGUGCCAAUGAUGCAAGGAGGUCCUCGAUGCCUUUUUGUCACUUAAGCUGAGCGAAUCACUGUGUUGAAUGAAUCCUUUGUCUUGAAGUGCAAAACUUAACCUCGAUUUGCAGGGUUUUUCUGGAGAAAGCUUCCAGCUCUUGUGCACACCAUGGUCCUUCAGGCUGGAGAUGCUCCAGCCAGCUGUUGGGUUUGGAUGUUUUUUGGUUCUUUUCUUCCAUUUCUGUUGACUUGAGAAACUGGAGAGUCACUAACAGGAACCAGAACUGCAUGAACGUUGUCCAUUGGAGAUGGGUGGGUGAUAAUCUAGGGUCACUUUAUUGCUAUUGUUGCAUAAUGUGGAGGUUAACAGCUCUUUUGGUGCAGCUUUAGGUGGCUCAGCCCACAGCCCUUGAUGCAUCGUCCUCUUUGCUUUGCUUUACAUCACUGUGGCUUUUCUGCACUUGGAGAGAGUUGUGGGUCAGGACACAGAGGCUGAGCUCGUUGCAUUGGUUGUGUGCUGAGCAUCCCAAAAUGAGCACCCCAUCUCUGUCCAGAAAAUUCAUGCAUGUCUGGUUGCCUCCCAAGUGCUGAGCAACCAGGUUGUGCUGCUGAGAGCAAGGAACACUUGAUUGUUCAUAGAUCUCUGCAGAUCACCUCGGGUAUUGGGUAAAACCAAUUGAAAAUGGGACAGCUGUGCCCAAAUGGUCUAAAAAUUGCAGAAAUUUAAUGGGUUUCUUGCUGGAUCCCUGCAUUAGAGCCCCACCACCAAAGCUCUUCAUCUCUCCUUGUGUUGUUUGAAAGUUUCGCUGCGAGUCUGAAGUUUUAUUUUAACCUGGUAUGUGAAUCGUGUACUGCUGCUUUAUCUGCAACAAACGCACAUGUAUUUAAGGGAGGAUGAGAAACUUUGUCUGCAGUUUUGUUGUUGGUAUUAUUUUUUUGUUUGGUUGUUUGGUUUUUUGUUUUUUGGCCUGCCUUGGAAUUUAAUGUGUUCUCUCGAUGUAUAUUUAACAUUGCAGGAGUUCGUCUGUGAGAUGCUGCUACAGUUGUGUCACUGGAACUCAAGGAAAUAAUAAAAUAUAUAUAUAUAUAAUAUA